AGCUAGCGACCUUAACUGCGAAGAACUAGAGGAUUAGGGUUUUAGGGCUUCCAUCGGCGUGGAAAUGGCGCUCUCUUCCUCGACAGCCCUCCGCAGGAUACUACGGGGAUCUUCAUCACCAUUCUACCAGCUGAAAUUCACCUUCUUGCCCAGCCGUCAAAGCUCUACCUUUCCGCUGGAUGAAGACAGCGGAAGCAAAGAACUUCCUCCGUUGUCCACCCCAAAGCUAUUCGUCAGCGGGCUGUCGAGGUUAACUACUGAUGAAAAACUUAAAGAAGCAUUUUCUCCCUAUGGCCAACUGCUUGAAGCAAAAGUUAUCACGGAUCGAGCCUCUGGAAGAUCCAAAGGCUUUGGGUUUGUAAGCUAUGCAACAAUCGAAGAGGCAGAUAAAGCUCGUUAUGCGAUGAAUGCAAAGUUCUUGGAUGGGUGGGUUAUUUUUGUUGAUCCUGCGAAGCCGAAGGAACGAAGGCCUUUCACUGCCUCGCCCGAACCUGAGGCUCCAGAAACCGGCUUCCGGACUAAUAAGACAAUUGGUUGGUGUGGAUGAUUAAGCAGAACAUGCAUACAAAGGUAUUUCUCGUGUUUAAAAGAGUGUUAGAAUAUAAAUUUUAGAGCUUGAAUGUAUCCUGAAUGAAUUAUGAUUAUUGGUUAUCAUUUGCUUCAAUCCAAGAAGGUUUGAAAAUGCCAUUGAAUUUAUGUUUUUGUGGUGCUGAAUGUAUUGUUAAUUUUUGUAAUUGCCUAGUGCCAAUUGAACAUUUUGAUAAUAGCAAGAUGUUGUCUACUUCAAUUUUUUGUGGAA
Messenger RNA from Phalaenopsis equestris, 799 nucleotides. RefSeq names its product glycine-rich RNA-binding protein 4, mitochondrial. Gene Ontology annotation, molecular function: RNA binding. The transcript is spliced from 3 exons. Bases 65 to 547 code for a protein of 160 amino acids. Lineage: Eukaryota; Viridiplantae; Streptophyta; Magnoliopsida; Asparagales; Orchidaceae. The record is from RefSeq and is a predicted model, not a curated record.